UCCUGGCAAUGAAUACAUGGCAAUGGAUCCUGACCAGUGGGAAGAGCAAGAUGACAUUUAUGAAAAUGGAGACACGUUUGGUGUUGAUAUAGGACGAAGAGAGGGUUUGCCAGUGCCGGGAGAAGUCCCCGUUCCAGCUAACAGGGCCGUCCUGCAAACGAAUCAAACCGCAAACAAUCUAAAGCCCCCCAGACUCCCUCUGCCUCACAGGUACAUGACUAUUAGAUGGCCUCCACUGAAUGGAAACAGAGGACCUGGGAAAAAAGACCAAUUAGCGCUCUUCAGGAAAAUCACGGUGGGGCUGGUCUUGCUGUGCAUGCUGUUACUUGGAGUGCUGGUUGGCCUGAGCAUUGUCUAUUACCCACUAGCAGGGAUCCAUCUGAAAAUGACUAAAGAAAUGCAAAUGCUACAAGAAGAGAACCAGAAACUGCAGAAAGGAAAUGACAACAGUUGGUGUAAGACAAUCUACCGCAUUUCCAGCACCGGGGACUCUGGCUUUCUCUCAGCAAAAAAUCUGUAUGUCCUAAAUUAUGAAAUUCUUGAGGAGCACAUAAGCAACAGUUCAUUCUUUCUGUUUUACACCAGCAUGAAUAAUGGCUCGUGCCAGCCCAACUACAAAUGGCACUGCACAUGUUAAUUUAAGGCCAUUGGUGACCAGGUUUCAACCCCCCUGUGUAUAAGCAACGUAUUCACAAUGUAGCAGAAAAACACGGGACACGUAAUAAAUAAUUUCAUGACUUUCUCUAAGUUGGAAGUUAUAUUGAAGUUUUUGUAGUACAAGUGCAACAGAUGAUUUGCUUACAUAUUUACUGUGUAUUAUUAAUUGCCGCAUUCUAAUAUAUAUUUUAGUAUUGUAUGUUUAUACAUGUUUAACUACAUGCAUGUGCUGUAAGUAGACAUAGGCUGGUGAGAGUUUCUCAUGAUACAUUAACCUAGAGUAAAAAUACCACAUUUAUAUGCUAUUUACUGAAAAACCUGAAACAUAAAUGUACAAAAACAGAAUAGAAAUAUUCUUUAUUGACCCACAGUGGGGAAAAGUAAGUGUACCAGCUGCAAUGUGAAAGGCAAAUGGAAGCAUGCAAAUACACACAAAAGUAAAAGAAAUCCCUUGACAUGAUGUAAUUACUGUUAUUUCAAACAGAAAUCCUUCUGUCAAAAUUAUAUAACAUAUGAAAUAUUACAAUUAUAAAAAUGUAAUCAAUACUGUUUACUUACUGAUAUUAGAACCUCGACAUAUAAGAAAGAUAUAGAAUAAAUACUUGUUUUUUCAGGGCUCAUUAGACUGAAUGUAAAACAUUUUAGCAACACUGAUCUUUAUAACACAAGUAACACUAGUAUAACAAGUAGCCGUCUUAAUAGAAAUGCCAAUCAUAGCUUGCCAACUGCUGCAUUAAAACAUUUGUCUUUCCUGCACCUUAGGGGAAAAAAUUUAAUACAGCAAGUACGCAGUAAUAGGGUGGGGAGGGCACUGUGUGACUAUAUAUCUAAUAGAGCUGCAGAAAGAUCUGGUCACCUGAGCACUCUGUCGGACAUUGAAGAGCAUGAAAUGUGAAACAGAAAAAAUUGCAGUUUGAAAUCAUAACUAUUGAAAACCUCAGCACACUUUGGUACUGGUAACUGGCCCAUGAUGCCUAUAGCUGGAAGGUAUGCUCAUGCAUCUAAACAUUGUC
Molecule: messenger RNA, 1670 nt
Organism: Girardinichthys multiradiatus
Lineage: Eukaryota; Metazoa; Chordata; Actinopteri; Cyprinodontiformes; Goodeidae
Exons: 5
Coding region: 17-637 (206 amino acids)
Source: RefSeq, a predicted model, not a curated record